This is a messenger RNA of Oryza brachyantha (malo sina), 1917 nucleotides long. Its product is annotated as peptide chain release factor PrfB1, chloroplastic. Gene Ontology annotation, cellular component: cytoplasm. The record is from RefSeq and is a predicted model, not a curated record. The transcript has 7 exons. Gene Ontology annotation, biological process: translational termination. Lineage: Eukaryota; Viridiplantae; Streptophyta; Magnoliopsida; Poales; Poaceae. Gene Ontology annotation, molecular function: translation release factor activity, codon specific. Bases 178 to 1551 code for a protein of 457 amino acids.
GGCUCGAGCUUUCCCGGCUUGCUCCACAUCCCCCUCUCCUCCCCUUCGCCGUUCGCUCGCUUCUGCUCCCGCCUCACCGCCGCCCCGCUGGCCGGUGGGCGUCACGCCGCUGCCGUUCCUGCCCGGCGCUCUCCUCGCUGCGCCGCGCCUCGCCCUCCCUCCCGCCCACUGGCGGCAAUGGUCGACUGCCCGCGGCUGCCCCUGGCAGGCGCGCACGCCUCUCCGUACCCCAGCCACGCCGCUCACCGGAGGGCCAGCGCCGGCGUCCCUGCCAUGUCACUCUCUUUCCGCAGCGUCAUCCACCGCCGCAGGCCCUCCUCCUCCUUUCCCGUGCGAUCUGCAUCCUCUGGGUCAGGAAGCCAAUCGAGCGUUGCAGAAAGUUCAGAGGCUGUCGAAUGGGCCAUGCAGGAUUUCUACGCUUUGCGGAAGGAUGUCGAGCUGGCUGUAGCGCGUGUCAAUGAAGUCAGGCAGUCUGCUGCCAUGGAUCAGCUCGAGGAGGAAAUCGCCUCGCUUGAGAAGAAAUCCGCAGAUAGUUCCUUGUGGGAUGAUCCUUCCAAGGCACAGGAGAUACUUGUUGCUCUGACAGAGGUCAAAGAUAGAGUCAAGCUUCUCAACGAUUUUAAGUCACAGGUUGAAGAAGCUGAGACCAUUGUGAAGCUGACUGAGGAGUUAGAUUCUAUAGAUACCAGCCUUCUUGAGGAGGCCUCAAAGAUCACAAAGGCAUUAAACAAAGCACUAGAUAACUUUGAGAUGACACAGCUUCUUUCUGGACCUUAUGACAAGGAAGGGGCUGUGAUAAAUAUUACUGCAGGUGCUGGUGGCACUGAUGCACAGGAUUGGGCUGACAUGUUACUGAGGAUGUAUGUUAGAUGGGGAGAGAAGCAGCGCUACAAAACAAGAGUGGUCGAAAAAUCUCCUGGUGAAGAGGCUGGAAUAAAAUCAGCUAGCAUUGAAUUAGAGGGGAGAUAUGCCUAUGGGUAUCUCUCUGGGGAGAAAGGGACACACAGAAUUGUUCGUCAGUCCCCAUUCAAUGCCAAAGGGCUUAGGCAGACAAGCUUUGCUGGUGUUGAAGUCAUGCCUCUGCUGCCAGAGGAGUCCAUGGAUGUAGAAAUACCUGAAGAGGACCUGGAGAUAAGUUUUACUAGAGCAGGAGGCAAAGGAGGCCAGAAUGUGAACAAGGUGGAGACGGCUGUUCGCAUGGUCCAUAUUCCCACUGGAAUCGCCGUUCGUUGCACAGAGGAAAGGAGCCAACUGGCCAACAAGAUAAAGGCCCUGAGCCGGCUGAAGGCGAAGCUGCUGGUGAUCGCCGAGGAGCAGCGCGCGUCGGAGAUCAAGCAGAUCCGCGGCGACGCGGUGAAGGCGGAGUGGGGGCAGCAGAUCCGCAACUACGUCUUCCACCCCUACAAGCUCGUCAAGGACGUCCGCACCGGCUGCGAGACGUCGGACGUCGCCGGCGUCAUGGACGGCGAGCUGGACGCCUUCGUCAGAGCCUACCUCAAGCACAAGCUGUCUGCUGCUGCUGCUGCUGCCGAGGAGCAAAGCGUCAAGUGACGCAGAUUGCAUCCGGUAUCCGGUGCAGCAGUGUGAAGUGAAGUUUUGUACGCAGAGCAAGAACUCCACCCAGGUCUGUCUCGUGGUGGAAGAAUAGCCUGAAAUUAACCGUGCUUGUGCUAUAGAUGCAGAGUUCUUCUUUGUUUAGAUACUUGAGGACUGAUAAAUAGGACGAUCAUGCUCCUACAAAAAAAAUGCUUUUUUUUUUGAAAGAAGGCCACCGGUUUACCCCGGCGUGGUAUAUAUUAGAAGAGAUUUGCUCUGGUCCAAUAAAAAAUACCUUGACCGUAAGGUACCGGUAACUCAAGUUACUUUUUGUCGAGGUACUUUUUGUUGAACGGUUAAAAUGCUCAUUAGAAGGGGGAG